Messenger RNA from Psylliodes chrysocephalus, 714 nucleotides. Lineage: Eukaryota; Metazoa; Arthropoda; Insecta; Coleoptera; Chrysomelidae. The record is from the annotation of a GenBank genome assembly.
AUGAAGACGAAAAACAGACCUCUAUAUCUGAUCGUCACCGAUCCAGCGAUCACCCUGGACUAUUUGAACAGGAAUGUAAGAGUCAUCUCCAAUACUCGAAUCACUUGGGAGCUACGAAGAUCAGUAAAAAUGAUCAUACAAUGCCAUAAUUGUCAGUUGUGGGGGCAUGCAACUAGUAAUUGUGGACGGGCCUCCAGAUGCUUGAAAUGCGCCGGGGAUCACCACACUAGAGCCUGUCUCAAGACCAGAGAGACUCCAGCGAACUGUGCAAACUGCGGUGGUGAUCACCCCGCGAAUUACUCGAAAUGCCCAAAUUAUGUGGAAAGAAUCGAGCGACUGGAACUCAAAAAAGCAAAAAGUGAACCCAAAAAAUACUCUCAGGCACCUCCACCCAAAGUAAAUGCCUGGAAAGAGAGAGAAACAAAUAGACCAAGCAGAGAACAUUUUCCAGCAUUACCGAAUAGAGGCCAGAACCAGAAUUCGGCACCACCCCAACCUUCCCAACCCAGAACUUCAGCCCCAAGAGCAGGAGACGGUUUCAACGAACUAAAUGCAGAACUCGAUGAAUUAAAUAGGUUGGUAAAUCUUUCAGAAUUGGCUAGAGCGGUUAGGGAUCUCAAUAAUCUUUUACGCGCUUGUCCCACCAAUAAAGACCUAUUCACAGCGUAUCAAGACUUCUAUGAUAAUAUCAACUCAUACAAAUUCCGGAACUGA